Molecule: messenger RNA, 969 nt
Organism: Eruca vesicaria subsp. sativa (arugula)
Lineage: Eukaryota; Viridiplantae; Streptophyta; Magnoliopsida; Brassicales; Brassicaceae
Source: the annotation of a GenBank genome assembly
AUGUCUUCUAUCUCAGAUCUCUUUACCAACACAAUCAAUAUUACUCCUAACGCAAUUCUCAUUCUCACUACUAUCUUGACAGUUCUCUGGUACCUCUUCAAGCGCUCGCCACAACCGCCUCUACCACCUGGACCGCGAGGGUUACCUAUUGUCGGAAAUCUCCCGUUUCUUGACCCGGACCUUCACACAUACUUCACAACUAUCGCUGAGAAAUACGGUCCAAUCUUCAAACUCAAACUCGGCUCAAAACUAACCGUUGUUGUCAACUCUCCAUCGCUGGCUCGAGAGAUCUUGAAAGACCAAGACAUCAAUUUCUCAAACCGAGAUGUCCCUCUCACUGGCCGGGCCGCUACUUAUGGUGGUCUCGACAUCGUUUGGUUACCAUACGGUGCUGCAUGGAGAAUGCUUAGAAAAGUUUGCGUUCUCAAGCUUCUUAGCCGCAAAACGUUGGAUUCUUUCUACGAGCUUCGACGCAAAGAAGUCCGUGAAAGAACGAGAUUUUUAUAUGAUAAAAGUCAAGAGAAAUCGGCGGUGGAUGUCGGAGACCAAUUGUUCUUGACGAUGAUGAAUCUAACGAUGAAUAUGUUGUGGGGAGGAACGGUGAAAGCAGAGAAUAUGGAGAGUGUUGGAACAGAAUUUAAAGGAGUCAUUUCUGAGAUAGUUAGGCUUUUGAGUGAGCCUAAUGUAUCAGAUUUUUUUCCAUGGCUAGCUAGAUUCGAUCUUCAAGGGCUUGUGAAGCAGAUGCGUGUGUGUGCUCAUGAGCUCGAUGCCAUAUUCGAUGGAGCCAUCGAGCAGAUGCAAAAGCUAGGAUGUAAGGAUGAUGAUGUAUGCAAAGAUUUUUUGCAACAUUUGAUGAAGUUGAAGGACCAAGAAGUUAAUUCGGAGAUUCCCAUUACAGUUAACCAUGUCAAAGGCGUACUUGUGGUAAAUAACUGUUUCAGUGCCCUACUUUGGUACACGUGUCUAUAG